AUGGGUGGACAACAAGCGGUAGAGAAGCUUCGGGAUGACAUCAAACAAUUACAAAACCGUCUUUCCAUGUCAGCAUUAGAUUCGUCUACACCUCAGCUAAACACCUCAACAAAUUCAUCAUUUUUGAGCCUUAACUGUCAUAGCAACGCUCUGGAAAACCAGGUCAAGUCGUUUCCAGCACGCCUGUCAAAUAAUAUAAAAAAUUCUCUUUGCUCUCACAGCGGGACGAGCGAGGCCAGACAAACUUUGAGCCUCUCGGGCGUAUGUAACAGCAGCGAUAUUAGUAGUAAGUGA
Protopolystoma xenopodis is the source of this 294-nucleotide messenger RNA. Lineage: Eukaryota; Metazoa; Platyhelminthes; Monogenea; Polystomatidea; Polystomatidae. The record is from the annotation of a GenBank genome assembly.